Messenger RNA from Soboliphyme baturini, 1428 nucleotides. The record is from the annotation of a GenBank genome assembly. Lineage: Eukaryota; Metazoa; Nematoda; Enoplea; Dioctophymatida; Soboliphymatidae.
AAGUUGAAGCCGAUAGACUUUAGCGACAAUAGAUGGUAUGAACCGAAAUUUGUUUUUUACGACCAGAGCUUGUACACGGAAACGAAGAGCAUGAACCCGGAUACAGACCGUUUCUGGCGCCUUAUAUCGCUUUGUCACACGGUUAUGUCCGAGAUGAAGAACAACAAACUGGAGUACAUGGCUCAAAGUCCGGACGAGGCGGCGCUGGUCGGCGCCGCCAGAAAUUUUGGCUACGUAUUCAAGUCUCGCACUCCCGAUUCGAUUAUGAUCGAGGUGAUGGGCGUCGAAGAAACGUAUGAGUUGAAAUGCAUUCUUGAUUUCAACAACUACCGGAAACGUAUGUCCGUGCUGGUGAAAAAGGAUGGGAAAGUGACGCUGUACUGUAAGGGUGCCGAUACUAUGAUUUUCGAGCGGAUUUCUAAGAGUUCUGCAGCCGAGUUGGAGGCCAUCACACAGAGUCAUCUAGACAAGUUUGCUAAUGAUGGUCUUCGCACUUUGUGUCUGGCAUAUAAAGAAGUGGAUGUGGACUACUUCGAGGACUGGAGCAGGCGCUACGAGCAGGCAAGCAUACUGAUGAAAGACCGGCAGGAAACGCUGAACAACCUGAUCGCUGCCAACAUCAAAAUCUGGGUGUUGACCGGCGAUAAGCAAGAAACAGCUAUUAAUAUUGGCUAUUCCUGUCGUUUGCUGACGGUCGAUUUGAAGGAAGUGUUUGUCGUUGACGGAAAGACUUUGGAAGACGUGCGAAAACAGCUAGAAGCGAUAAUUGUUCAGUUGAAUGAACCGUCGACUUCAAACGCAAGGGACGGGCGAGUGACCAGUGUUCAUUUCCAAGAGCCGGAUAAAAACUCUGACCUCCUAGUGAAAAAGACGACUUAUGGUAGUUGUUCGACAAUGCUGGACGGUGGAGAUCUCCAAGGAUAUGGACUAGUGAUCAACGGCCAGAGUCUGACGUUUGCUUUGGAGCCACAGCUGUCCAAGUUGCUGUUCACAGUGGGCUGUGCGUGUCGCGCAGUCAUUUGUUGUCGCGUGACACCCCUGCAGAAGGCGUUGGUCGUCGAGCUGGUAAAGAACAACCGUGACGCGGUGACACUGGCGAUCGGUGAUGGUGCCAACGACGUGUCGAUGAUCAAAACGGCGCAUAUUGGCGUUGGCGUUUCAGGCCAAGAGGGUAUGCAGGCGGUGCUGGCGUCCGAUUUUAGCAUCGCUCAGUUCCGCUACCUCGAAAAACUGCUGCUUGUCCAUGGCAGGUGGUCGUACCUGCGAAUGGCCAAGUUCCUGCAGUAUUUCUUUUACAAGAACUUCGCGUUUACCACUGUCUACGAUCCGUUGUUCAUCGCUUUCUACAAUUUGUUCUUCACGUCGCUGCCAGUACUUGGCGUCGGCAUAUUCGACCAGGACGUAGAUGAAAAGUACAGUCUGAAGUAA